Molecule: messenger RNA, 1938 nt
Organism: Cannabis sativa
Lineage: Eukaryota; Viridiplantae; Streptophyta; Magnoliopsida; Rosales; Cannabaceae
Product: ethylene-responsive transcription factor CRF5
Exons: 1
Coding region: 614-1618 (334 amino acids)
Biological process (GO): regulation of DNA-templated transcription
Molecular function (GO): DNA binding; DNA-binding transcription factor activity
Source: RefSeq, a predicted model, not a curated record
CUCUUUAAAUAUUUUGCCAUUAUUUCUGUAAAUCUUUUGACAAAAUAUUUUUUUAAAAAAUAUACUAUAUUUAAGUGUAAGGAAAUUCCUUUCAAAAAAAAAAGGAAAAAAAAUGGUAAUGAAAUGGAAAUUAGAGUGAUUGGAGCGUGGAAGCCCUGCCAGCUUUCUUGGGACCCAAACAUCAUCGAAUGGCACACAAUUAAUCCGUACGGACACGCGUCAAAAUCGAAUGCCUAAACCAAGAUGCGGCGAUUCGUAAGGAAUCGUUGGUCUAAGCCGGUAUCUACGGGUAACAUCAAACUUAAAAUCUUUUUAAACCUCCUAAUGCUAAAACAAAACCACGUAAUUCACAAACUGAAAAAAAAAACAAAUUAGGAAAAAAAUAGAAAUAUGAAAAGGUAAAAAGAGGAUACCAAGGAUAGUCUUAUAAAAACGGGAUUCCUGCCAUUUUCUGUGAACUGAAAUUCCAACUAUUCACCUUCAUUUUUCUUCUUCUCUUCUCCAUAGUCUUUCCCUCUCUCUAUCUGAGCUUUUUCUUUUGGUGUCGAUGGUCCAUUUUUCAGUAUUGAUAAAAUUAGUCUCUGGUUCAUUUUAAAGAUACCAUUUUUAAGAAAUGGAUUCGGUUAAGUUCUCAGAGCAUCGAACGGUGACAGUUGUUAAGUCAUCUCAGUCGAGGAAGCAUGACUUGAGAGUCGUAAGGAUAUAUGUAACAGACGACGAAGCUACAGACUCUUCCAGCGGUGAAGAUGAAGAGAGCCGAGAGUCAUCGGCGUCGGCUAUGUUGAGAGUGAAAAGACAUGUGAGUGAGGUUAGGUUCGAGGAGUACUGUCCCAACACUCGACCGGAUGUCCGAAACUCUAAGCUUAAGCCGGCCAAUCGUAGCGGGAGUCGACCGUGCAAAUCAACAGCUGCCGUGGCGGAGCAGUACUUCCCCAAUGGUCCCAAAUUCAGGGGAGUUCGGCGGCGGCCAUGGGGGAGAUGGGCCGCAGAGAUUAGGGACCCAUUUCGGCGGACGAGAGUUUGGCUUGGCACGUUCGAUACGGCGGAGCAGGCUGCGUUGAUGUACGAUGAGGCUGCGAUUCGACUCAAAGGACCCGGCGCUCAAACCAAUUUCGGGCUCGAUCCUCGGCGGGAGCCCUCGAAUCCUGUCGUUGUUGUUGAGGAUCAGGAUCAUGAUCAUGAUCAUCAAGAAGUUGUUGGUGGUGGUUAUGAUUCCGGGAAAGAAUCCCAAGCUCCUCUGUCUUCUCCCACCUCUGUUCUAAGAUUUCAAAACCCACUCGAUCAGUCAAAUCCCGAGUGUACGGACACCUGUACUCCUACUGAUACGAAUAAUAGUACGGACCGAAGCAAUAUAUACUGUACUGAACCCCAAGUGGGACUUGACUCUGCUGAUUCAGAAUGGUGUUUUGAAGAUGAUUUUUCGUUUUUGGAUUCGCAUAUCUUGAGUGAUGAUUCUUUAUAUGAACAAUGUCCUCCCCCGCUAUUCCUAGACGAUGGAGUUCAUUAUGUUCCAGACCAAAUCUCAGCGGUGGAGGAGGAUGAAUUCGGGGCUGUUUUGGUUGAUUUGGAUGGAGAUUUUAGGUCGUGUAAAUGGGACGUUGAUCAGUAUUAUUUUUAGGACCAUAAAAAUGAGAAUCAAGUCUCAAGACCUAAACAUUGAUUUUAAUUAAUGGAUUGGGGGUUAGUCUAGGGAAAAGGGAAAGAAACUAAAUGAGUUUUGAUACAUAAUGCAUGGCGAUUAAUUCUGAUCAUCUUUGAUCUAUUUUUGUUUUGUCUCCUAUGUAUAUUGCAGGCUCACCAAAAAAAAAAAAGUGUAAAUUUCUUGUCUUGUGUCCAACUAUUUUUGGUUCUUUUCCACCUUGUAUUUUUUAUUUGGUCAGCGUUUUCAUUUACUUAUUUGGAUUUGAGUGUUAAAAAUUUUUAUAUUGAUGGUUAUGC